UAAUGAAAAAAGACAACUAAAAUGUAGAGUAACCCCACCUACAUUAUCUUGUGAAUCUUGUCCAACAAGAAAAAGCAAAUUCAUUUUUCAGCACACAACAAAAAAACCCACGCAAAUCAAAACUCGCGUUGACGCUAAAAAAUGAAUUCCGACGCUGAUUCCGUCGCUAACCCUCCAUCAUCACCACCGGAUAAUUCAUCACCACCACCACCGCCACCGUCAUCGAUCCUCAUCCCCGGCCUCCCAAACGAAGUUUCCAGAACGAUCCUCUCCAUGGUACCUUACGCUCAUCACGCUCGUCUCAAAUCAACUUCCAAAUCAUGGAAAUCCGCACUCUCAUCGAAAUCAUUUCUCAACACACUCUUAGGUCAAAACCGUAACAAUCUCAUCUGUAUCUUCCCUCAAGAUCCUUCAAUCGCCUCGCCGUAUCUCUUCGAUGCUAACGCCGUUGCUUGGUGUCCGCUUCCUCCUAUGCCGUGUAACCCUCACGUUUACGGUUUGUGUAACUUCGCCGCCGUUGCGUUUGGUCCUCAUGUUUACAUCAUCGGCGGGUCGCUUUUUGACACUCGCUCUUUUCCGAUUAACCGCCCGUCGCCGUCUUCCGCGACUUUCCGUUUCAGUUUUCGUGAUUUCUCUUGGGAGAGUCGCGCUCCGAUGAUUUCGCCUCGCGGGAGUUUUGCGUACGCUGUGGUUCCUUCCUCCGGGGAAAUUAUUGUUGCCGGAGGUGGAUCGCGGCAUACGGUUUUUGCUGCGGCGGGAUCGCGGAUUCGGGCGGUGGAGAGGUACGAUGUGGUGGAGGAUGAGUGGGAGGAAUUGGAUCCUCUUCCGUGUUUUCGAGCUGGGUGUGUUGGAUUUGUGGAGAGGGGAAGGGAGGAGUUUUGGGUUGUUGGUGGUUAUAGUGCUUCUAGGACGGUUUCGGGGGUUUUUCCAGUGGAUGAGUAUUGUAGAGAUGCCGCGGUGAUGGGAUUGGAGGAUGGUUCGUGGCGCGAGGUUGGUGAUACAUGGGGUGAUGGGGAGGAUGUUAGGGCUGGGAAGAUUGUUGUUGGUGAUGAUAGUGGCUCUCCUUUGGUGUUCAUGCUUGAUGGGAAUGAGAUUUUCAGAUAUGAAAUGUCUUCAAACCGUUGGGAAUACGAGUCUCGUGUGCCGAAAAAAGCUCCCCUUGGUUCGGCCUUUGGCAUUGUAGUAGCAUCUGGCGAGCUGUAUGUAUUGUCGCAUUUAUAUGAUGAUGAUUUUGCUGAAACUCGAAGGUCCAGACCCUAUAAGAAGGCAGGAACCAUGUGCUUUCAAAUCUAUAAUCCGAAAAAGAAGAUGUGGAGAACACUGGUCACAAAAUCGCCUUUCACUCGACACAUAGACAUUACUAGUGCUGUAUUGAGCUCAAUACGUCUGUGAAUUGUGGUGUGUCUUAUUUGUAUAGUUUAGGCUUCUGCCAAAUUCAUUGUGCAGCAUAAUAUCUUUGACCACUGGGUUCCAUGAAGGUGGCUUAUAUUUGUAAAUUAAUGUGUUUAGUGCAUCUCUUGACUUGAUCAGGGUAUAGUUUAUAGGAAUUUGCAUAUUUUUCAGCUGUUAAUAAAGUGUGUUAAGCCUGAAGUAUUGAAUAUAUUGUAAUGGAUAUAGAAAUGAUUGUAGCUUGCAAAUUGUUACUUGUUUUUAAACUUUUGAAAUAAAAUAGUUGUGAAUGUAGUUCUACUUGGUA
Vicia villosa (hairy vetch) is the source of this 1696-nucleotide messenger RNA. RefSeq names its product F-box/kelch-repeat protein OR23-like. The record is from RefSeq and is a predicted model, not a curated record. The transcript is spliced from 2 exons. Gene Ontology annotation, molecular function: protein binding. Bases 142 to 1392 code for a protein of 416 amino acids. NCBI's taxonomy places the organism in Eukaryota, Viridiplantae, Streptophyta, Magnoliopsida, Fabales, Fabaceae.